AUGCAGCGUAAUAAUUUUUCUAACGACCACGAAUGGGUCCAAUUCCAACACUGGAAAUCUCAUGUUCAGAAUUCGCAGUCGAAUCCAUGGUCGUCCAAUGCAACACCACCUCCAGAAACGACCAACGUUCCGGAGACACAAGCAGAAGGAGCAGCAGCAUUUUCGCAAGUGACGAUCAAUGAUUUGUUGUUGAGUGAGGGGAGAACAAGCCUGACAGAGCUCAAUCCUAAGCGCACUGGCGACACAACAUGGUUUAGCUAUGAUCCAAAAAUCACUAAGUCCGUGUUGCAAAUGAUCAAGUCUGAUCUGCCCAUUUUUUGUCCUACGUAUGCUAAACUUCCCGAAGAGACAAAACUACAAUAG
Arabis nemorensis is the source of this 363-nucleotide messenger RNA. The record is from the annotation of a GenBank genome assembly. NCBI's taxonomy places the organism in Eukaryota, Viridiplantae, Streptophyta, Magnoliopsida, Brassicales, Brassicaceae.